UCUUCCCCCGGCGGCGGCGGCGGCUGCGGCGGCGGCAGCUGCGGGUGCAAGCAAGGAGUGGCUGCGAGCAGCGGCGGGCUCCAUGGAGAGCGGCGGGCGCCGGAGCAGAGGCGGCGCUUCCACCGCUGCGCCCGGACUGCAGUGACCCGCGUUCCGCUCCGCGUCCCGGCGGCCGCUCGGCCUCGCCGUCCGUGUCCGCGCCGCCGCCACCGCCGCCGCCACCGGUCCCACCGGCGCCCGAGCACCGCGACUUCCUUCGGCCCGACUCCCCGGCGGGGUGGCGGCGGCCGGGACCCCACGGUGGCGGCCGGAGCAGCGGCUGCAGGAGCCCGGCUCUAGGAUGAAGUUCAAGCCCAACCAGACGCGGACGUACGACCGCGAGGGCUUCAAGAAGCGGGCGGCCUGCUUGUGCUUCCGCAGCGAGCAGGAGGACGAGGUGCUGUUGGUGAGUAGCAGUCGGUACCCAGACCAAUGGAUUGUCCCAGGAGGAGGGAUGGAGCCGGAGGAGGAGCCUGGCGGUGCUGCUGUGAGGGAGGUGUAUGAAGAGGCUGGAGUCAAAGGAAAAUUAGGCAGACUCCUGGGAAUAUUUGAGCAGAAUCAAGACCGGAAGCACAGAACUUAUGUUUAUGUUCUGACAGUCACUGAAAUAUUGGAGGACUGGGAAGACUCUGUGAAUAUAGGCAGGAAGAGAGAGUGGUUCAAAGUAGAAGAUGCAAUCAAGGUUCUUCAGUGUCAUAAGCCUGUC
Molecule: messenger RNA, 745 nt
Organism: Mastomys coucha (southern multimammate mouse)
Lineage: Eukaryota; Metazoa; Chordata; Mammalia; Rodentia; Muridae
Gene: Nudt4
Product: nudix hydrolase 4
Exons: 5
Biological process (GO): diphosphoinositol polyphosphate metabolic process; diadenosine pentaphosphate catabolic process; adenosine 5'-(hexahydrogen pentaphosphate) catabolic process
Cellular component (GO): cytoplasm; nucleus
Molecular function (GO): diphosphoinositol-polyphosphate diphosphatase activity; bis(5'-adenosyl)-pentaphosphatase activity; endopolyphosphatase activity
Source: RefSeq, a predicted model, not a curated record